This is a messenger RNA of Racocetra persica, 233 nucleotides long. The record is from the annotation of a GenBank genome assembly. Lineage: Eukaryota; Fungi; Glomeromycota; Glomeromycetes; Diversisporales; Gigasporaceae.
AUAAAAAUGAUAUAUUUCAAUCAAUUAAUCAUUCUAAUGAAGAUGAAGAAAUGUAUAUUGAUGAUGAUAAUUUUUCAAGUACAGAAUUAGAAAUUAUAGAUAAGAAUAAUAACAAUAAAUAUUUAACAGAAUCAGUUAAUAGUAGUUUUUAUAAAACUAAAGAAAGUGAAGAAGAAACGAAUAAACCUGAGAUUGCAAAUAGUUCAUUAUCUAAAAAGUCAAUUAAAAAAUGA